AGUCUCAACCCACUCAUUCAAACUCUCAUACGCCCCACCAAUUCUUCAUCACCAUCUUCACAUCUAUAAAUACUCCCUCCUUCGCUCAUUUCUCUUACAACCACCACCCAUAGCCUCCUAACACUUUCAUUUACUUCCCUUCCAGACCCUUCAGAUCAUAACAUGGCAACCCAGACCAUUGAGAGCCACCGCGAGGGUGCCGAGGUCCACCAUGGCGAUGACCUCUGCAAGAAGCAGUCCAUCCAGCUCCUUGGAGAGCUUGGUCUCCCCAGAGGCUUGUUCCCCCUCGAGAACAUCGAGGAGUUUGGCUACAACCGUGCGGCUGGAUUCAUGUGGCUGAUCCAGAAGAAGAAGAAGGAGCACACGUUCAAGAAGAUCAAGCAAACUGUGUCAUAUGCCACCGAGGUGACAGCCUUCGUGGAGCAACGUAAGCUAAAGAAAAUAAUGGGGGUGAAGACGAAGGAGCUGCUGCUGUGGCUGUCUGUUGUUGAGGUGUACAUUGAUGAUCCAACAACGGAGAAGAUCACUUUCAAGACUGGCACCGGGCUGUCCGACAGUUUCCCGGUGUCAGCUUUCGAACUUGAGUAGUUUGAGUUCGUGGAAAGACUAGAUCUUUGGUUUUCUAUCGUCUUUGAGCCGGAACAUGCAAAUGAGAAGUUCUGAAUGUUUAAACAUAUUGCUAAAAUAUUUUUAUUUUUUUCUAUUUUAGUUUUGUCUUAAACAAUGCUGCUGUAUCAAAUAAAAGUUGCAAUUAAUGGUCUAUUCUAAUUUAUGUUUUGCUAAA
Messenger RNA from Elaeis guineensis (African oil palm), 784 nucleotides. RefSeq lists its product as uncharacterized. The record is from RefSeq and is a predicted model, not a curated record. NCBI's taxonomy places the organism in Eukaryota, Viridiplantae, Streptophyta, Magnoliopsida, Arecales, Arecaceae.